UGUCGAGUCGUCGAGUCGAGUGGUCGAUGUCAGUGUAAAUAAUAAAUACAUUGACUGUUGCACUUAAUUACCAUUGAAUGUAAUUACGUUCUACAUACAUAUAUUCUAUCGAUAAUGUUGAAAGUUUGAAAGUGAUCCAAACAUUAACAAGAGUUUAGACAGAAAUUGUCAAUAUGAAAUGCUGUUAACCUAUAAGUCGAACAUAUAAUUUCAAGUGAAAAUGCCGAAAGUAGUUUCAAGAAGUAUAAUAUGUUCCGAUACAAAAGAUCAAGAAGAAUAUAGCGAAGAGAAACCGUUACAUAUUUAUUAUUGCUUAUGUGGACAGAUGACAUUGAUUUUAGAUUGUGCAAUAGAAAAAUUGCCUUUGAGGAAAAGGGAUGGUGCACGAGUUAUCGAUGGAAGUAAACAUGCUCACAAGAUGACUUGCGAGCAAGAUGAAAUUGUAUAUUUAAAACGUUCCGAAGGAAUUGAAAAACAAUAUCGACAAAAAUGUAAAAAAUGUGGUCUUUUUCUCUAUUAUAAACAUGACCAAGCAACAAAUGUUGUAUUUAUUGUAAAAGGUGCAGUAAUCAAAAGUUCUGGUGAAGGUCCAAUGACGGAUAUAUAUAAUCAAGUAGCCAUUGAAAAACCCAAGAAAAUAAUGGUAACAAAACACACAAAGAAUAUGGGAAAAUUCAGUUCUGUUACUGUUUCUACGAUUGAUGAAGAAGAAGAUGAAAUUGAGGCAAGAGAAGUUGCUGAUUCAUAUGCUAAUAAUGCACGAAUAAUAGAAAAACAAUUAGAAAGAAAAGGAAUGAAUAAACGAAAAGCUAUGCCACCCCCUGAAGCGGACCCGAAAAGAACGAGGCCACGAGGAACAUUGUUAGAUGUGUAAAACCUAUUUAUAUUAUUGUCAUGUAUAUUUAGAGUUAAAUAUAAAUACGUAUUAAAAAAGUCAGAGUAGAAUGUGGGAGAGAUUGUAUAAAAAUUGUAAUAUCUAUUAUUUUUACUAUUAUACCAAAUUUUAUAAAUAAUGAUUUAAAGAAUUAAACGAUUUAACAUUA
This is a messenger RNA of Bombus terrestris (buff-tailed bumblebee), 1043 nucleotides long. RefSeq names its product STING ER exit protein. The transcript has 4 exons. NCBI's taxonomy places the organism in Eukaryota, Metazoa, Arthropoda, Insecta, Hymenoptera, Apidae. Bases 221 to 874 code for a protein of 217 amino acids. The record is from RefSeq and is a predicted model, not a curated record.